Molecule: messenger RNA, 564 nt
Organism: Mercenaria mercenaria
Lineage: Eukaryota; Metazoa; Mollusca; Bivalvia; Venerida; Veneridae
Exons: 3
Coding region: 1-564 (187 amino acids)
Source: RefSeq, a predicted model, not a curated record
AUGAAUUUCCCGUAUAUUUUAUAUAGUAGUUCAUUGUACAUAAAUAGUAAAAUAAGAGAAAACACAUUUAAAGAGAUGUGCAUGCCAGAAGAGUUAGAUAAUCUGUACCAUCGAGAUUUUUCCACGGAAAUCUUUGAAUGGAGGGUGAAAAUGAGAAUCCUUAGAUAUUUAAGCAAUGCAAGAGAAGAAUAUAGUUAUGCUAAAAUGUUUAUUGAGAUAAAAAGUAAGUCUUUAAAAGGACACAUAUUUACUUUAUUUAGUGACCACACAUCAGUUUCUGGCGAAAGACUGGAUGUGGGUUUAAUCAGAUUUGAAAGAACCUGUGAAGAAAAUUUAAAUGCAUACCUGGCAUCCAUUGAAAGAGGAAUGGUGCCUGGUAAGGGGUUGUCUUUAACGCCAGUAUUUACAACACCCCUUGAUCGUACAAAGUUUCAUGCUAUUGAAAAAAAGACCAAACAACAGAUAACGAGCAUUAUAGAGGAAGGCAUCAGUGACAUUCACAAACAUGGCAACACUGACGAGGCGUUUGUUUUAGAGACUCAGUGGCAAAAAAAUAAGAGGUAA